GAGAAACAAAAAACUAACCCUCUUUUGUUCUUGGGUUGUUUCUUCUUUUCUUCUCUCAAUGGCUCCUAUUUUGAAAAAUGGCAAUUCCAACUUUGUCGUUUCAUUCGAUGGCUUGAACGACUUGUCGUCUCCAUUCUCGAUCGAGGGGUCGAAUUUCACCGUUAAUGGCCAUACCUUCUUGUCGGAUGUGCCUGAGAAUAUUGUUGCUUCUCCGUCUCCGUACACUACGAUCGAUAAGUCCCCGGUUUCAAUUGGUUGCUUUGUAGGAUUCGACGUGUUGGACCCUGAUAGUCGACAUGUCGUUUCGAUUGGUAAGCUGAAGGAUAUUAAGUUUAUGAGUAUUUUCAGGUUUAAGGUAUGGUGGACUACUCAUUGGGUUGGUCGGAAUGGUGGUGACCUUGAGUCGGAGACUCAAAUUGUGAUCCUUGAGAAGUCGGAUUCCGGUCGACCGUAUGUUCUCCUUCUUCCCCUCGUUGAGGGGCCGUUUCGAUCAUCGAUUCAGCCCGGGGAGGAUGACUUUGUUGACGUUUGUGUCGAGAGUGGAUCAUCCAAAGUGGUGGACUCGUCAUUUCGAAGCGUGUUGUACCUUCAUGCUGGUGAUGAUCCGUUUGUACUUGUUAAGGAGGCGAUGAAGAUCGUUAGGACCCAUCUCGGAACUUUCCGCUUGUUGGAGGAGAAGACUCCACCAGGUAUCGUUGACAAAUUUGGGUGGUGCACGUGGGAUGCUUUCUACCUAACGGUUCACCCACAGGGCAUAAUGGAAGGUGUGAAACAUCUCGUUGAUGGCGGUUGCCCUCCCGGCCUAGUCCUUAUCGAUGAUGGUUGGCAGUCGAUCGGCCACGACGCUGAUCCCAUCACCAAAGAAGGAAUGAACCAAACCGUUGCUGGCGAGCAAAUGCCCUGUCGCCUUCUAAAAUUCCAAGAGAAUUACAAAUUCCGUGACUAUGUCAACCCGAAGAGCUCCAGUGCUGUCUCCGGCCAGAAGGGGAUGAAGGCAUUCAUUGAUGAACUCAAAGGGGAGUACAAGACGGUAGAGUAUGUGUAUGUGUGGCAUGCUUUGUGUGGAUACUGGGGUGGCCUCCGACCGGACGUGCCAGGAUUACCGGAGGCUAACGUGAUCCAACCGGUCCUCUCGCCGGGCCUGCAACAGACGAUGGAAGAUUUGGCCGUCGAUAAGAUUGUUUGUCAUAAGGUCGGGAUGGUCCCACCGGAGAAGGCGGAGGAGAUGUACGAGGGACUCCAUGCUCAUUUGGAGAAUGUCGGGAUUGAUGGCGUUAAGAUCGACGUCAUUCAUUUGUUGGAGAUGCUAUGCGAGGACUAUGGUGGUAGAGUGGAUUUGGCAAAGGCAUAUUACAAAGCCAUGUCCAAAUCAAUAAAGAAACAUUUCAAAGGGAACGGAGUGAUUGCGAGUAUGGAACAUUGUAACGACUUCAUGUUCCUCGGCACGGAAGCUAUUUCUCUCGGUCGUGUUGGUGAUGACUUUUGGUGUACCGACCCUUCUGGUGAUCCGAACGGUACGUUUUGGCUUCAAGGAUGCCACAUGGUACACUGUGCCUUCAACAGUCUGUGGAUGGGCAACUUCAUCCACCCCGAUUGGGAUAUGUUCCAAUCUACCCACCCUUGUGCUGCCUUCCAUGCUGCCUCUCGAGCUAUCUCUGGUGGCCCGAUCUAUGUCAGUGACUUUGUUGGGAAGCACAACUUUGAGCUCCUUAAAAAAUUGGUUCUCCCUGAUGGUUCGAUCCUUCGAAGUGAGUACUAUGCUCUCCCGACUCGUGAUUGUCUCUUUGAUGAUCCUUUGCACGACGGAGAAACUAUGCUCAAGAUAUGGAACCUUAACAAGUUCACUGGUGUGAUCGGAGCAUUCAACUGUCAAGGAGGAGGAUGGUGUCGUGAGACGCGACGCAAUCAGUGCUUCUCUCAAUACUCGAAACGAGUGACCUCAAAAACUAAUGCAAAAGACAUCGAAUGGAAUAGCGGAGAAAAUCCAAUCUCUAUCGAGGGUGUGAAAACGUUUGCGUUGUACCUAUACCAAGCUAAAAAACUAAUCCUUGCCAAGCCCACCCAAAACAUUGAUAUUGCCCUCGAUCCCUUUGACUUCGAGCUUAUCUUUGUCUCUCCAGUCACCACACUCGUCGAAACGGCUGUCCAGUUCGCCCCAAUUGGGCUCGUUAAUAUGCUGAACAUUGGUGGUGCCAUCCAGUCUGUGUACUAUGAUGAUGACCUAAGCUCAGUCGAAAUUGGCAUCAAAGGUACUGGUGAGAUGCGAGUGUAUGCGUCUGACAAACCUAGGGCUUGUCGGAUUGACGGUGAGGAUGUUGGGUUCAAGUACCAAGACCAAAUGGUGGCGGUCCAAGUGCCAUGGCCCGGUUCUUCUGGCAUUUCAACUAUCGAGUACUUAUUUUAAUUUAUUCAGAGCUUGCUCGAUGUUGUUAUUGUUGUUAUUUUUAUUAUCUGUAUUUCUCUCCGAAAGAAAAUUUCGUAUAAUUUGGAGAGUAAGUGAAUGAGUUUUUAAAUAAGACCACUUUUUCAAUCU
Cucurbita maxima (winter squash) is the source of this 2533-nucleotide messenger RNA. Its product is annotated as probable galactinol--sucrose galactosyltransferase 5. Bases 59 to 2404 code for a protein of 781 amino acids. The transcript has 5 exons. The record is from RefSeq and is a predicted model, not a curated record. NCBI's taxonomy places the organism in Eukaryota, Viridiplantae, Streptophyta, Magnoliopsida, Cucurbitales, Cucurbitaceae. Gene Ontology annotation, molecular function: galactinol-sucrose galactosyltransferase activity.